Diaporthe citri is the source of this 1152-nucleotide messenger RNA. RefSeq lists its product as uncharacterized. The transcript is spliced from 3 exons. The coding region runs from base 1 to 1152 and encodes 383 amino acids. Lineage: Eukaryota; Fungi; Ascomycota; Sordariomycetes; Diaporthales; Diaporthaceae. The record is from RefSeq and is a predicted model, not a curated record.
AUGUCUCCGAUGUCCCCCAGCAACCUGGCCGUCUUCGCACGAGCUAGCAGCGGCGACGACGCCCUCCCGGACUCGCCCCCAGACUCAUCCAACUGGCUCACCCCAGGCGCGGGCCUGACCCCAGACUCAGGCGACCAGGCGCCGUCACUACGGGUCUUCGUCAUCACGGUCGGCGUGCUGGCGACCUACAACGCGGCCGAGAUAGCGUGCAUGACGCUGUUGACGUUCAAGCACUACCGCGGGCUGUACUUCUACUCGGUCCUCAUCUCGGCCCUCGCCAUAAUCCCCUACACCAUCGGCUUCGCCCUCGACCUCCUGGACGUGACGGACGGCCGCUCUCGGUACGCCGCCAUCACGCUCAUCACGGUGGGCUGGUGGCCCAUGGUGUCGGGCCAGGCGCUGGUGCUGUGGUCGAGGCUGCACCUGAUCGUGCCCAAGGGCCCGCGGGGUGAGCGCAUCGUGCGCUGGACGGGGUGGAUGAUCGCCGUCGACGCGGUGGUGUUCCACCUGCCGACCACGGUGUUCACGUACGGGUCGUCGGUGCACGGCCCUUCGGUGGGCGCGUUUGCUAAGGGGUAUGAUGUUAUGGAGAAGAUACAGAUGACCGGGUUUUUCUGCCAGGAGGUUGUGCUGUCUUCUAUCUAUGUCGUGGAGACGUUCCGUAUAUUGCGUACGAGCCUGCAGCCUGAUACGCGGACUACGAUGCGGCAGUUGUUGGCUAUUAAUGCGGUGAUUAUCGCGAUGGACUUGGGACUUCUGGGGCUCGAGGCGGCGAGCUAUUAUAUCCUCGAGACGAUGCUCAAGGGCGUCGUGUAUUCCAUCAAGCUCAAGCUCGAGUUCGCCAUCCUCGGCAAGCUGGUCAGCUUCUACUCGGUCGGCUUCGUGUCAACCACCACGGCCCCGGCCUGCCGUAAGCGCCGCGACCGCCGCGAGGAGGAGGACGACGUCAUGCUGGGGAACAUGGACCACAUCAGCGAGUUUGUCGACCUCGACAGGGUCGCGGGCGACGUCACGCGCCCGUCGAGAAGUACGGACUCUGGCACCCGGAGCAGGGGCGGGAGUGCCGUGAUGGGCGACGACGAGUAUGACUUUGCGAGGUUUGAGUAUGUCGAAGACGUUACGACGUUGCGGGAUAGCCUUGUGGGGAUGUAG